CCCCUGGCCAUUUUGCUGUGGAGGGAGAAAUGAGGCAGCGGCAGGAGCUGCAGUGAGCACCACAGAACAGGGGGGAGAGAGACCCAGGCCCAGGAGUUGGUUGGGGGGGGUAUUUUGUGCAGCCAAAGGAAUUUUUGUGUGUGGGGGGAGGGGUGGUUGAUUUUUUUUUUGUGGGGAGGGGGGGAAAAGAAGGGGCUAGAGUGACCCCACUGGCUAAUUAUCCCCCCACUCUCCAGUGCCACCCCCCCUCACCCUCUCCUCUUCGGAUCUGUUGGAACCAUGAGCUGGGGGACCGAGCUGUGGGAUCAGUUUGACAACUUAGAAAAACACACGCAAUGGGGAAUUGAUGUUCUGGAAAAAUACAUCAAGUUUGUAAAAGAAAGAACGGAGAUUGAAAUCAGCUAUGCAAAACAACUUAGGAACCUUUCAAAGAAAUAUCAACCCAAAAAGAACUCCAAAGAAGAGGAAGAAUACAAGUACACAUCAUGCAAAUCCUUCCUAGCCACCUUGAAUGAAAUGAAUGACUAUGCCGGCCAGCAUGAAGUCAUUUCAGAGAACAUGACUUUUCAGAUCACUGCAGAGUUAACACGCUUUGUGCAAGAGCUGAAACAGGAAAGGAAAUCGCACUUUCAUGAUGGCAGAAAGGCACAACAAUACAUUGAAACUUCCUGGAAACAGCUUGAAGCAAGUAAAAGGCGGUUUGAACGUGAUUGCAAGGAAGCCGAUAGAGCACAGCAGUAUUUUGAGAAAAUGGAUGCUGACAUCAACGUUACGAAAGCAGAUGUUGAAAAGGCAAGACAGCAAGCACAAAUACGACAUCAAAUGGCAGAUGACAGCAAAGCAGAAUACUCAUCCAUUCUUCAGAAAUUUAACCACGAGCAACGCGAACAUUAUCACACACAGAUACCAAACAUCUUCCAGAAAAUACAAGAGAUGGAGGAAAGAAGGAUAGUGAGGUUAGGCGAAUGCAUGAAAACCUAUGCAGAAGUGGACCGCCAGGUGAUCCCCAUAAUAGGGAAGUGUCUGGAUGGAAUAACAAAAGCAGCAGAAUCAAUUGAUCAGAAAAAAGAUUCACAACUGGUAAUAGAAGCCUUUAAAUCGGGGUUCGAACCACCAGGAGAUAUUGACUUUGAAGACUUCACUCAGCCAAUGAAACGCACUGUCUCGGAAUCCAGCCUUUCAAAUUCCAGAUGGGAUGGAAAAUCUGAGCCCAGGCCUGGCAGCAAAUCCAAGGGCAAAUUGUGGCCAUUCAUCAAGAAAAAUAAGCUUAUGUCCCUUUUAACAUCCCCCCAUCAGCCCCCUCCUCCUCCCCCUGCCUCUGCCUCACCCUCUGCUGUUCCCAACGGCCCCCAGUCUCCCAAGCAGCAAAAGGAACCCCUCUCCCAUCGCUUCAACGAGUUCAUGACCUCCAAACCCAAAAUCCACUGCUUCAGGAGCCUAAAGCGCGGGCUUUCUCUCAAGCUGAUAACUUUGAAUACGCAGGUCUGGAAUCUAAUAGAGGGGGGAGGACCAGAGGACUUCAGCAAUCUCCCACCUGAGCAAAGAAGAAAGAAACUCCAGCAAAAGGUUGAUGAGCUAAACAAAGACAUUCAGAAGGAGAUGGAUCAAAGAGAUGCCUUAACAAAAAUGAAAGAUGUCUACAUCAAGAACCCGCAGAUGGGAGAUGCAGCCAGCGUGGAUCACAAAUUAGCUGAACUGGGACAAAAUAUGGAAAAGUUGCGACUAGAGGCCCAGAAAUUUGAGGGUUGGCUGGCCGAGGUUGAAGGCAGGCUACCUGUGCGGACUGAACAGACCAGACGACAGAGUGGAAUGUAUGACACCCAGAACACGUCAGCCGUCAAUAACUGUGCACAGGACCGGGAGAGCAGCCCAGAUGGCAGUUACACAGAGGAGCCAAGUCAGGAGAGUGAGAUGAAGGUGCCAGUGACAGAGUUUGAUGACGAGUUUGAUGACGAAGAACCACUCCCUACCAUAGGAACCUGUAAAGCCCUCUAUACGUUUGAAGGUCAGAAUGAAGGCACAAUUUCAGUAACGGAAGGCGAAAUGCUCUAUGUAAUAGAGGAAGACAAAGGUGAUGGGUGGACGCGAAUCCGGAGGAAUGAAGAGGAAGAGGGUUAUGUCCCAACAUCCUAUGUCGAAGUCUAUUUGGACAAAAAUGCCAAAGGUGCUAUGACUUACAUUUAAUAUCCUUUUUAUGACUUUGCUUGCUUUCACAGGGACAUCCCACCCUGAAACUGCUCUAUAAUGAGCCUUUUUAAGGACUACAUAAUGCCACAAAGUGCAUUAUUUCAUACUCUUAAAUAACGGACUCAUAUGACUUUAUGCACUGUGAUUUAGAUUGGUCCAAUAAGAUACUGAGUGGAAUAAAACUGUUACAAUAGGGGGCUACCCAGCCUUCUCUGGCUGAGACAGCCUCCCAUGGAUAGAGCUCAGUUACUGCCAAUAUACCACCCAGUUCAAGGUGGGGAAUAUAAGGCCAUUCUUAAUAACUAUGUGUCUUCUAGAUGAUACUCGAUAGCGACAUUUCAGCCAUAGUCAGAAGUAUGCUAUUUGUUGCAAACUGACCCCGUGAAAUGUUAUACAUGAAAUCAUUAGGGUGCUUGUUUGUCUUUCAAUGUGGCAGCUUUUCAGAGCCUAAUAUACUCUCUGUGGGCCAUGUAAAUUCAUCAUUCAGUUUGUUAGUAUUUAUGGGAAGGAGAAGGGGGUCUAUCGAAAAUGUACCCACAAAAUACUCCACCAUCCCUGGUAGAUCAAGAGAAUGGUGGUAUUCGACUAGAAUUCCCCUCUCCAUAGUUGCAGUUAAGAAAAUUCUCUUUGGGGCAUGUGUUGUUACUACUGAUGCACAGCACAGUUAGCUGUUUCAUUCUCUGCUCACGUACAAUCAGUGGAAUAUUUUAGAGCCUGGAUUCAUGCCUUUUGUUUCCCUUGUCGCUAUUUACACCUCAUGCCUGAGUCUGUGUUGUGUAAGUGAAAAGCGUGUGCAUGGAAUCCGGAUAUGCGCAUGCUGCUCCCUGCAAGUAUCUCCCUGCUGAUAAAGUCCAGUGAGCAUUCAGAGGUUCCAGCGCUGAGGGACUGACAUCCUGUUUCAAAUCAGGAAGAUUUUGAAGUUCCUUGUUAAAUAGUGCAUGGAUUUUUCAAUCAUUUAAUCCUGCAAGUUGUCAUCUUCUUUCAUAGAGUCUAAGUAUUCUCUGUGCACGAAGUCUUUGUGUCCCUUUUAAAAGGAAGAUGUAACUUUCAUGCUGGACUGUAGGCAAUAGAAAUAGAGGAGCUUCCGGUACAAAACCACACAACUUUAUUCAUUCACUUUUCUUUGGCUCAGUAUUAAGCAAUGCAGUACCAUGUCCUUUUGAAAUGACAGCUUGGAUUAUUGUUUGAUCUUGCCAUAAUUCAGAGGUCUUCUGUUUGCACUGGCAAAGAUAGGAUCAGUUGGAUCCCUUCCUUCGCCAAGAUAGUCUGUGCAGGAAAACUCAGCAUCCUGGAUCUUCUCAUUACCCUUGUAAAGUGGUAUACAAUGGAUUGCAAGUACUGCCUACACCAUAUACAUGGAAAGGCAGAAAGCUCAGCAUCAAAUAUCCCGUCAUUACCCUUGUGCUCUUUGGUAGGGAGACUGCCUGCACGCGGUGCCUGCUCCAGGCACAGUGGUAGUUGCAAGUCCAGGCUUAAUUUUUGUCCUGCAAAAGUCUCUGUUGGCCAACAGAAAACCCACCUCAAAAUAACCAUUGUUCACCCCUCCCCUUGAAUACACUGGCAUGCGUAGACAUCAGUAGAGCAACUUGUGAAGUCAGCCGCUCAGGAGCAGAGCGACAAGUUUGGUGGACUAUGCCUCUGAGCAUGCCCAUGUGUCUAAGGGCAGGGUGAAACACUUCUAUUGACUGAAACCAGCAAAAGCAAGAACCUCGUUAAUAAAGGCUGCCCCUUUGUCCUUAGCUCAGCCCAAUGUAUGAGGCUAUCGAAGGGAUCCCCCAGUCCUAGGACACAGUUGGCACCUAGCAAAAAAUCUAGUACACUGGUGGCAUUGUGCAAAUAGUAAUAAUAACCCUGUAUCAUCUUGCAUAUCAUGUGUGCAGUGUGCUACGUAAGAGUUAGUGACAGACUUGAAAGCAUUUCUGUCCCAGCCCUUGGCCAUUUGUUUCACUCUAAUUGUUUAAGUUUCCUUGAUUUUUUUUUUUCCCUAAUUGUCUGUAAAGAAAAUAGACAUGCAGUUUCAGUAAAUAAACAGCAAACAGUACAAAGUCAUGUGCAGAUAAACAAGCUGUAAUAUGCAGUAAAAGUACAAUUUAAGGCCCAUACCCUCAAAGACGUUUAAGCUCCUAACUUCUAGUGGUUUCAAUGGAAGUCAGGAGCCUAAACACCUUUGAGGAUCUGGGCCGAAUUCAUUUCCUUGAUUUGAUUAAAAUCUAUAAAAAGAACCUCCCUUAAAAAUGGUUAAGAUAUCAAUCUUAAGUGGUUCAGGGAACUUUCAGUAGGUUUAAAAAAUGAAGCAGGCCUAGACUUGGGGUAAUAUCUCAUUUGGAUCUGAUACCGUAUCAGUGGAAGCAUUUGCAUUUGUCCAUUGAAGAAGAAUUAAAAUAAAAAAUGCAACUGACCCGUAAACUAAAGUUCUUACAAGUUUUUGCAGCAUUUUUCUUCUUUUGCUUAAGGAGAAUGGGUAGCAAAUACCUUUAAAUGUUAGUUAAACAAAGUGAAAUUAGGCUGAUUUCACACCAAAUGAAUACAUUUUGUUACACCUACAGCUAACAGAAUGGGAACUUGAAAAAGGCCCGAUUCUGUGACCCUUACACAAAUAACCCCAUUGAACUCAAUGGGACUUCUCAUGUGAUGAGUAAGGGCUAUUUGCUAAGUUUAAAAUGGUAGCCAGCAAAAGAAAGUUGAGCAAACCCUAUGUCAAAAAGAACAGUAAUGUUUAUCUUGUUCGCUUUUUUCCAGAUGUGUACACAUCACUUCAGAAAAUCCCUGAGUAGGUUUGCAUAGACCUGUUCUCCUUUUGUUCUGACUUGCUUCUUCAAUUAUUUUAAGAGGUGUAUUUCAGAAGGUUUUCUUUAGAAGAGAUGAAUGCACAUGCCCUGUCAAUAAAUGAUCAUUUAUUAGGUGCAGUUCAUUCAGCCCCUGAAACUAAAGGUGCAUCGUUUCCAAUGAGGGUUUUGGCCCAGCUCUGUGGAAUAGUUGUAGACAAUAUUCCCAUUCCUUUGUAAUCCAUUCUCCUUGUGGUGCACACAUGCAGCUUCCAUUAAUGCUAGAUACUUACAUGUGCAAACUAGGAACUGAAUAUAUUGGCUAUAAACCCUCAUGUUUCAGGGAUUCUUAUGGGGGGGGGUCAGGAAUAAAAUUCCUCUUUUAGAAGGUUAUCCUAUAACUGCCUACUGCAGGGUUUCUUGCACCUUCUUCUGAAGUAUCUGGAGCAGUUGGAUACUAGACUAGUAGGACCUUUGGUCUGAUCCAGUCUGGCAAUUCCUGCAUUAUUAGAAAUUGUACCUCCUAGCCCACUUAGGAGCAAAACUGUCUGUCUCUGAGUGACAUAAAGAUUGAUAAUCAAAAGAAAUUACUCUAAUAUUAAGAGAGUAAUUUUAUGUAACUUCCCGCUGCUCUCAACAAACAUGCCCAGUUCACUUCCCCUAGAAAUAUUGCCUGUUUGAGUGACAAACAAUGAACAGAGCCGGUUUCAGAGGUUUUAUUUCUUGAAGCAAAUGUUGGGCCCACAGUCUGAUUAGUAUUUCAGUCGCCUUGCUCCUGUUGGCUCCAUUCUCCCCACUGUGUGUAUAUAAAUCUAUCGACAGCUCUAGGAUUCUGGCUUUGUUGCAGCUCUGCUGUUUGUUCACCACAACUGUAACCCAGGUUCUUGAUUAUUAUUUUUUUAACCACGCUGAGGCACUUUUUAUCUAGGAUAUACAAUAUGAUUACUUACGCUUGCCAAAAUAUUUAGGAGACCGUAAUUAUGAACUGGAUUAUGACAUCUUUUUUAGUUUAAUUCCUUUUGUUAAAUAUAUGUCCAUAGUGCUCCCCAUAAAAAGAAUAAUUUGUAUAUAAUGUAACUUAAUAACUAAAGGUACUUGGAUUUUGAUUUUUAUAUAUAUAUACAUAUAUAUAUUAAAAAUGGUUUUAUUUGCUGUUCUAUUGCUUAACCCAAUCUUUGUUUUGAUAACCAUUGAGUAAGACAAAAUCUUGUUAAGUCGAUAACUUUUUUUUGUGUUUCCUGCUGCCUGCCUCUGAUUGGACUUAUAGAAACUUCUGUUCUGUGUUAAAGUUUGUUACAUCUGAUCAAUGUGAUUGUUCCUUUUCUAUUCUUAUUCUUUAAAGAAAACUCAUCUACUGGGUGAGGGUCUCUCCCCGUAGCUAGCUGUACCAUCAUCUCUUCCUCUAAUAAACAUAUUUUCUCAUUCU
Molecule: messenger RNA, 6378 nt
Organism: Trachemys scripta elegans
Lineage: Eukaryota; Metazoa; Chordata; Testudines; Emydidae
Gene: FNBP1
Product: formin binding protein 1
Exons: 17
Coding region: 280-2184 (634 amino acids)
Biological process (GO): signal transduction; endocytosis
Molecular function (GO): protein binding
Source: RefSeq, a predicted model, not a curated record